AUGGAGGCAAGUAGAGACACUCUUAAAACCGACGAGGAACCAAUCCUCGACAGCUCAAUCUCAUUAGACAAGUCAGGCAAGAUCACCAUUGACGAAGCAGAACUUAUCUCACACAUUGAAGAUAGCAGGAACGAGCUAGAGAAGAUUCUUGUUGGCUUCAAGGAUUUAAACAAACUUGAUACUAUCAGGGACUAUUUAGAGCGUAAGAAAGAUGAUUCUACACAUCUUACUAUGGAGAUCAGGACGGUAGAAAGAAUUUUAAGCAAAGAAAAGGGUGAUUUUUAUCACCAUGUUUUCAAAAUUCAUCUCAAUGCCAUAGAUAUUCCCGCAUAUUUGUACUGAGUCCAUCCCAAAUAUGAUGUUCUUGCGGAAAGAGAGGUCUAUGUUCUCAAAAAUGUGAACUGUCUGAUCCACAAAAAUUCCUCUCUAAUAGUACAGACAAAUGAAAGGACAGAGAUUAUUCUCAUCGAUGAAGAGACUAUGUCACUAGGAGAGAUUGAAGACCGAUCAAACGACUUUAAUGAUUCUUCAAUGCAAUUGAUGCACAAUCUCAUCCUCAAGAAACCUUUUGAUAAUUGGCGGGAAUGCAGGAGAAAUUUGUUCAGGAACUAUGGAGAUAUUUUACAACUCAUCAGCAAUCAUGUUGACUUAAAGCAAAUCACCCAGGUUAAGCAUCUGCUAAUAAAGGUGAUUCCUUCUCUAGUCAAGCCUAUUGGGAGUGCACAGAGUAAGCUGCAGAGCAAGCAUCAGAACCUGUACAACUAUGAAAACAUUGACAUGAGGCUGAAGGACACUAAAGAGUCUUUCAUAGGUAUUAUCAAAGCCAAAUAUGAGAAAGAUGUAGAUAAGUCAGACAAUGGCUCUAAAAUGGAAAGCUCUACCCUUCAUAUUGAAUGUCCUUAUGAUGGCAACCAAAUAACUGUUUAUGUUAAAUACCAGUCGAAGUUCAACACCACCAAAAAUUUGCAGAUCAAUGAUGUCGUUUUGUUACAGAAUGUGUAUCGAAAGAUUACGUCAAAGUUUGAAAUAGUGUGCCAAUUAGUCCUUAAAGAUAGGUCUGACUUGAGACUUCAAGUCAUUGGAAGAAUAGACAGACAUAACUACCAAUUCAGUGAUAUUGCUUAUCCUUCUUUGAAGAUUAUUGACAUGCCUUCAAAUGCUAUUUUGAGGACAAGGUUGAAUAUAGAAGCUACGAUUGUCAACAUCAACUUUGUAAGAAUCAAAUAUAUCUGUGAAGCAUGUAAUGACCAUCUUGAUAUACACUCAAAGUGCUCUAAGUGUGAAAUCCCUUCAAGAAAACUUUGCUUCGAAGCUAUGGUUGGAAUAGAAGAUGGUACAGAAAGAGCAACUCUGAGAAUAUUCAACGAAAAUUUCAAGACUGCCUUCAACAUUCAGAGUAAGCAUGAGGAUUAUUUCAAGGAUUAUUGUAAGAAGUAUGGCAAUUUCUUCUACAAGACUAAGCCUGAAGAGAUACCAAACAAAGCUUUGUAUGAUGAUAUCACAAAGAUGUUCAAGAACUCUAUUUCCUUCUGUACUAUCGACGCAGAUGUAGUGCCAUAUUGAAAGAUAAACACCAAUAUGCAGAAGAUGAAAGAGAACAGCAUGGAACAAAGGCAAGGUCAGUCUAAUACCGAUAAGGCUAGUGUUAUAUUCUUAAACGGUGAUAUCACUGUCAGAAAUGCAGGAUCAUAUUCAAAAGUAGUGAGGAAAUCCAAGUGCUGUUUCAAGGCAGUCAAAGUCAGAAGACAGCCUGGCCUAGCAGCAUAUCUGGACUUGGUUUAG
Molecule: messenger RNA, 1782 nt
Organism: Moneuplotes crassus
Lineage: Eukaryota; Ciliophora; Spirotrichea; Euplotida; Euplotidae
Source: the annotation of a GenBank genome assembly